UUGAUGAUUUUGGUUUGCGCUGACCGUUGUUACGUCAUUUUGUUCUCAACAAAUUAUACAGUAAAGAUUUUCAACUUGAAUAAUUCGCUUAUCAAGAUCUGAUUUGUGAUUUAAGUGUUCCCUUAUUUUUUUCAGCAGCUGUCAAAAAAAGGCUUAUUUGCAUAUACCCAGUAUAGUUAAUAGACGUGUGUUUGAACUUCAAUACUUAAAACUCAACAAAUGAAUAAGGGAUAGUUCACUGAUUGUUCCUCUGUGUGUGUGUGUGUGUUAAGCUCUUUUCCCAGUAUUCCCCAGUUAUCACAGCCUUCUUGGAAGGAGACCAUAUAACGGGAAUCCAGCCAUCCGCAGAGAAAAAAAGAGUUUCAUGACUUGAAGCACAGUCCCCCUCUCAUCUCUCUUUUCACUCUACAACACACACUGAGUCAUAAUCCAGCAGUGGGGACUCAAGGUUUCUGUGUAAUGGGUAAACACACAUCAGUGGUCUGGCUAAGGUCACUCACCUAGCCUGCAGUGUCCACUCCACAUGAAUCCCCCCCAAAGGCGAGAGAUUCACAGUCUCAUGGAGAUACACUUAUUAAAACACAAUAUAACAGCUUCUAACUGACUUUUUUUCUGCCUUUCACUUCACACUUUUCUAUCUCUAUCCUCUGUUUACCUGCUGCCCACUCUGUGUGCUUCGUCCACUUCCAUGUUUGCAGAGAUCUGGUCACAACCAUGCAGCCACUCCCUCCUGGGGAUCGAUAACCUACACUGACCAUGCCAUAUUUGCCCUCUGGACCCCAGGACCGAGUGCCAGCAGACACCCACGCUUCACACACCGUCGCAGAGUCUCUCUGCUCCUCGUCCCACCACCGACACCUCAGGGUAGCUUGAAGUCAGCAGACCACCCAAGGGCUGAGGAGAGUGCACACUGGGAGGCCUUGGUGGGUGAAUGCACUGAAGGAUGGCUGUGUUUUGGAAAGCAAUGGCAGGUGGACUGCUGCUCACUUUGGGCCUCACUCUGCCAAGAUGGGGAGUUGAGGGGCAGGGGAACGGACAGGGUAAGAAAGAAGUAUCAGGCGGGGUGACUGUCUACCUUGGCCAGGACAGAGACAUCUGGAGGCCACUGAUCCACACAACAGUAAACCUCACUGUGAUCAGCAGUAUCAAGUCAUCCUUUCAGUUACGGACGUUUGAUCCAGAAGGUGUCGUUUUCUAUGGAGACACCAAAAACGGGGAGGACUGGUUUAUUUUGUCCCUGAAGGAUGGCCUCCCUCUGAUGCAGAUCAGCAGAGGGGACAUCCUCGUCAGUGUGGAAGGUGGCCCCAAGAUCAAUGACGGAAAAUGGCACAUACUGGAGGUGAGCAACCACGACAAGUUUGUGGUUCUGGAGGUGGAUGGUGGCAAUAGGCUGGUGGUGGGCAUGCAGUCCAAACAGACAGAGGAAGUCCUCUCAGGUGAACUCCGGCUGGCUGUUGGCGGGAUCCUGAUCAACAAGGAAAAGAUGAUUGUUCAGUUCGAGCCACACAUGGAUGGCUGUGUGCGGGAAGGCAGCUGGCUAAACCUCAGCGUCCCCUGGGAGGCAGAGGCGGAGGAGCUCUGGCCUUGCUAUCAAAAUGUCCAACCUGGCAGCUUCUUCCCUGGCACUGGAUUCGCCAUUUUUAACACCUCAGUUUUUCCCUUUGAGGCAGAUCAUGGGGUCAAGACUGAAUUGUGGGGAGAUUUCAGUAAGAUGGAUGGGACCAUUUUGAGCAUCAAGGCUCCUGGGCAGGAGCUGAUGUUCUCUUUAGUGGCCAAUAAUAACACAAAGGAGGUCAUGGUCACUUUUGGUGAAGAAAAAAUAAGUAUGAAAGAUACUUUCAAGAGACUGGUGAUAACCUUUGAGACAGAUUUGCUGCAAGUGCUUCAAGAUGAAGAUGAAUCAAAGACUACUACAUUACCUAUCAGCCCAGUGAGCCACCCCGGUUACUUGACCACAUGGAGAGAGGGUCAUCUCGCUGUUGGAGGUCUCCUAGGUGAGGAUGAGGAAGACGGCUCACAGUUCUUGACAGGGUGUCUGGAGAAGAUCCAGGUCCAGGGGAGGGAUUUGGACCUGGAUUUAGCCAUCAAACACAUGUCCAUCUCCUCUCACAGCUGUCCUGCAUAGACCAUGAAAGUACGGAUGUUCAACAUGUGGACUCAUGUGGAUUGCUCGUGGUGGAUGUGUUUGGGUCCAAAUUACGUGAAAAAAAAAAAACGCAAUGUGGGUGAAGGGCAAAAUUGUCUGCAAAAUGAAAGAGACACAGUGGCCUCUACAAAGCAUAAUGAUAUACUAAACUCUUUUAUUAGGCCACUAGUAGUCGAAUGUGGUAUUUGUACCAAUUAACCUCUAAUAUGUGGAGAAUUUCCAAUAAAUUUUUAAUAUAUUGUUCUA
Epinephelus fuscoguttatus (brown-marbled grouper) is the source of this 2392-nucleotide messenger RNA. It is a transcript of the gene shbg, whose product is annotated as sex hormone-binding globulin. The transcript has 8 exons. Gene Ontology annotation, molecular function: steroid binding. The record is from RefSeq and is a predicted model, not a curated record. The coding region runs from base 944 to 2125 and encodes 393 amino acids. Lineage: Eukaryota; Metazoa; Chordata; Actinopteri; Perciformes; Serranidae.